Molecule: messenger RNA, 2524 nt
Organism: Monomorium pharaonis (pharaoh ant)
Lineage: Eukaryota; Metazoa; Arthropoda; Insecta; Hymenoptera; Formicidae
Exons: 8
Coding region: 1287-2432 (381 amino acids)
Source: RefSeq, a predicted model, not a curated record
GGAACACAAAAAAAAAACAUUUAGUUCUUCGGGUGUUCUUUCCUUCACAAAGUCGUGUCAUUUUUGUUUUACACUCGACACCUUUCUAAACGAUUUAUCAUUAAUAUUUAUGAAUAUUUAAAAAAUUUAUUUUUAAAAAUUAUGUAGUAAACAUUUUAUAAAUGGAUAUUUUUAUCAAGAUUUCCAAAUAAUCAUAAUUGCAUUGCAGACUAAUAGAUUGCAUAACAGACUAAAUCUAUUAAUCUAUAGCUGUGACUGCAUAAAUAUAAAUAAAUAAACCAAUAAAUAAAUAAAUUUAUAAUUUAUUUAUUUAUUUAUACUUAUAUGUUCAUUAUAAUCUCUGACACUUAUGUUUACCGGACAUAAGAAUACAGACAAAAUAUUGACGUAUAUAAUUUAAAAUGUUUCUAUCUUAUAUAAAUAUUUUGUGUUGUCUGAGAUCGUCUUGCGGUUUCCGCUUGCGGCCGCGACUGUUUGCGAGGACGCUAGCGUACGGUAAAUCCACGCGUGAUUCCGCGCAGAUGUUUACAAUCGGGGAACCGUCCGUUACAGACUGAUUCGAAUCUGACGCUCCGCUCCUCGAUUCCAAUAAAAUCUGAAUCUAUCUAUCAUUCAUCACUGAAAUUCACUCAAAACGUGUCAUUACUCGCAACUUGAAAUAAUUUACUAGGUGAAUAUCGAGUAAGAAUGAUGUGCUUCGAUCGCGAACAACUAAAGAGAGCGAGAGUAUCGCGCAAGUUCUCGUUCGUAAACACUGAUCGCAAUAAUUAAUAAAAAUCGAUAAAAUCGCAAUUAUUUAUGUGUAUUCUCUGUAAUUGUUUCUGUAGUCUUCCCCUCUAGUGUUUCCUAGUCAAUAAAAUUUUUUUACACGUGUAUCUUGAAAUUUUUAAAAUUUUAAUUAUCUGCAGUAGAUUUCGAUUCUGUAAAUUGAAUCAAAGAGUUUUGUUUCGAUUUUUGCCGAGUGUUUAUCGUUAUCAUUCAAAAGUGUGCACAGUAUACGUGUGUGAUAUAGGUGACGUAUAAACAUUUGAAUAGCUGCAAAAUGUAUGGAGCUCGGAUCCAUGGAUUCACUGACAAUGAGCCCAAAUAACUGUGCGAAUCAGUAAUCCCCGCGGGUAUUUCCGCAAUUAAUUUUGCCUCUGAUUGACCGUACAGUCGAUCAUCGCUUUUCAUUCAUCCCCUUGAGCUGCUUUAAACGUGUAUACAUGAACAAUGAAGGACUGCAUCUACGUACAUUUCCCUAAAAUCUGGAAGAUCUGAGAGAACUGUACGUUUUCAAUUUCAAGAUGAUUUGGCUUUUACUCUUUACCAUUCAUGAAAUAUCAGCUAUCAGCAAUGGCAAUAUGAUGUUAAGAGAUUUGGGAGAAAAGGAAUACACCUUGAUAAAAGCAAAAUCAUCGCUGCCACAGCAUGGAAAGUGCUGGUAUGCUGCGCUCCAGGAGUUGAAGGGCAGCUGCGAUAAGCUAAACGAUCAGGAGCAUUCACUUCUAGCUCUGCGCCUGGCAAAUUGUUUUCUGGAGGACUCUGGUCACACACCUUAUAACUGCCAUGUUAGUGAAACAGAGGAUGAGCGUCGGAAAUGCAUCAAUGGUAUGGCAGAUCGAGCGUUCAGCGUGUACAAUGAAUUCUACACUCACGCAACUCAUAUGUGCUUUUUUUUGAAUUAUGAAGCUUGGCAAGCUGAAGUUGACAACACUAUUAAGCUAUUGUUUCAAGUAUCCUCCAGAAUGAAGGAUCAGCUGCUGGAAGCGUCUGAAAUGCAAGGCGUAAUACUGAGCAGUCAAAAGGAAGGUCUGCGUAUUCAAAACGAGCUUCUAGAUCAUGGCAAGGAACUCGGGACUGUACUGAAGACUUCGUCCGAGACAGUUAAUAGUAUGGUGUCAGAUUUCAAAGAAUCGGCGAAAGAUCAGAAGAAACUGCUUUACGAAAUCUUUUCAUAUAUACGCACUUUCCAGAGCUGGAUUAUCGGGGAAGUGUCCUGGUUUCAAUCUAUUAUAUUUUAUACUGUCAGCUGUAUUCUCUGUGCAUUAUUUAGUUCUUCCAGAAAAACAGUCGACGCGAGAGUUACGCUCUUUAGUAUUCUAAGUUUAAAUAUAGUGGUUGAGAGAAUACUGGUUCAAUAUUACGAUAAGAUUACUCUGCAAUCUCCUGAUGAUAAGGCGCACCUGUUGAGUACAACAUGGUUGUAUAGAAAAAUUACCUUGACACUUUGUGCUAUAACAUUAUUGUGUACAUAUUAUUGUUAUAAAGACGGACAGUUGGAAAAUUAUAAGGCUUUACAAAGAAUCGAGCAGCAAUUGCAUGUCAUUCAGCAAACUGCAAUUAUUUCCAACAUUGAACCAAUUCGUUACUCGAAACGGCUAGCGAUGAAACGUUUGCAUACAGUUUCUGAUAAGCGGGAGAACAUCACCAACGUUAAGAAUGACAAAUAAUUUAAAAAAAACUUAUCUGCACACGUUUUACCAAUGUAAUUGUAUAAUUGUAUAAAUUGAAAUAAAGAUAUAUUUAUGGGUCUUUAUAAAUA